CAUCUUGGGGCGUUUUGCAAAUAUCUAAAACGUUCCGGUAAAUUGUAUGUCAGUUAUUAUACAAAACUUGAUGACGUUAUAAUGAUUCUUUUCCUUUUUUUUUGCCUUUUUUUCUGCAUUAAACUGAGCUAUUUAUCUGCGGCUUAAUAGUCUACUGGUAAUUUUUGAAAAAUGACUAAAGGCUUGCCUAAAAUUGCUGAUGUCGAGAAAGAGUCUGAGUAUGGGUUCGUUUUUGCUGUAUCAGGACCCGUGGUUACAGCUGAGAAAAUGUCAGGAGCUGCUAUGUAUGAAUUGGUUCGAGUUGGCCACUCGGAACUAGUUGGUGAAAUCAUUCGAUUAGAAGGUGAAAUGGCAACUAUUCAAGUCUAUGAAGAAACAUCUGGUGUCACUGUUGGUGAUCCAGUACUUCGGACAGGUAAACCUCUGUCUGUUGAAUUAGGGCCUGGUAUCAUGGGCAGUAUAUUUGAUGGUAUUCAGCGGCCUUUGAAAGACAUUAAUGAAAUAACUCAAAGCAUCUAUAUACCAAGAGGUGUAAAUAUUCCUGCCUUAAGCAAAGAUGUUUCAUGGGAAUUCACUCCAGUUGGUUAUAAAGUUGGCAGCCAUAUCACUGGUGGAGAUAUUUAUGGAAUAGUUCGUGAAAAUACUCUAAUAAAGCACAAAAUUAUGUUGCCACCCAAAGCUUUAGGUCGUGUUGUAUACAUUGCAGAACCAGGAAAUUAUACCGUUGAUGAUAUUAUAUUAGAAACAGAGUUUGAUGGUGAAAAGUCACAAUUUUCCAUGCUCCAAGUAUGGCCUGUCAGGCAGCUUCGUCCUGUUACAGAAAAGCUUGCUGCUAACCAUCCACUACUGACUGGUCAACGUGUUCUUGAUGCACUGUUUCCCUGUGUUCAGGGUGGAACCACAGCAAUUCCAGGUGCUUUUGGUUGUGGUAAAACUGUUAUUUCACAGUCCUUAUCUAAAUUUUCAAAUAGUGAUGUCAUUAUAUAUGUUGGUUGUGGAGAGAGAGGAAAUGAAAUGUCUGAAGUACUUCGAGACUUUCCGGAGUUGACAGUAGAAAUUGAAGGAAAUGUUGAAUCUAUAAUGAAACGUACUGCACUUGUUGCCAAUACCUCAAACAUGCCUGUGGCUGCAAGAGAAGCAUCUAUUUAUACAGGUAUCACGUUGUCUGAAUAUUUUCGUGAUAUGGGAUAUAAUGUUUCAAUGAUGGCUGAUUCUACCUCUCGAUGGGCUGAAGCUCUUAGAGAAAUCUCUGGACGUCUGGCUGAAAUGCCUGCAGAUUCUGGUUAUCCUGCAUAUCUUGGAGCUCGAUUAGCAUCUUUCUAUGAACGAGCUGGUAGAGUUAAAUGCCUUGGUAAUCCUGAACGUGAAGGAAGUGUGACUAUAGUUGGAGCUGUAUCUCCUCCUGGUGGUGAUUUCUCUGAUCCUGUGACAUCAGCAACUCUUGGUAUUGUGCAAGUGUUUUGGGGUUUAGAUAAAAAAUUAGCACAAAGGAAGCAUUUCCCUUCCAUUAAUUGGCUGAUUUCCUACAGUAAAUAUGUCAGAGCAUUAGAUGAGUUUUAUGAUAAAAAUUUCCAAGAUUUCGUGCCACUUCGAACGAAAUGUCAGCAGAUUUUACAAGAGGAGGAAGACUUAUCUGAAAUUGUGCAGUUAGUAGGAAAGGCUUCAUUAGCAGAAACUGAUAAAAUCACACUGGAAGUUGCUAGAUUGCUUAAAGAAGACUUUUUACAGCAGAAUGGUUACACUCCAUAUGACAAAUUUUGUCCGUUUUACAAAACUGUUGGCAUGAUGAGAAACAUGAUGGCAUUUUAUGACCUUGCAUUCAAUGCAGUUCAGUCCACAGCACAAAGUGAGAAUCGUAUAACUUGGAAUGUUAUCAGAGAAGCACUGGAUCCUAUUAUUUAUGAACUUACGAAAAUGAAAUUUCUGAAUCCUGUCGAGUUAGGUGAAAAAGAAAUCAAGCGUCGCUUUGAUGAGCUUUAUGAAAAUAUGCAGCAAGCAUUCCGUAAUUUAGAAGACUGAAUUGGGCAUUUUAAUUCAUCGGUGUGUAGUUAGACAUAUGCUAGUCAAGAUAUGUUGAAAAUGCAUUCCAAUAAUAGGGGUGUAUAGCAGAUUUCUGCAUUAAGGGGACAUUAUGUUGUUAUAAACGGACCACUGCCUUGUGAUUGUUAUAUGUGAAUUUAGAUUUAAAGGAAAUUUAAGACUUCAGUAUGUGGCACAGUGUUUGAAUUCAUUAGGAAAUUCUUGAGUACAAAAUUAUUGUUGUUUUUAUUGUAUAUUUGGAAUAAAAGUAGUGCCACAGAAAUGUAAUUAUUAUGAUUAUUUAAAAGCUCAAUUUUUGUUCAUAUGUAUUUAUAUUCAUAAUUCCUUGAAAUCAUUUCUAAAACAGUGAUAUUUAAAUAUAUAUAUUCUUUCUACAAUGAAUAUCUAGCAAUAAGUUUCAAAUUGCAUAUUUUAAAAAUCAACUUUCAUUUAAUUAUUUUAUUACAGAAGUUGGAUAUAAAAAUUUGAUAUUUAUUUCAGAAAGUACUGCACAUAAGUUAUUACAUUUUUACUUUUUCAGUGAAUGAACAAACUAUAAGAUCUGGAUAUGUUAUUCAUUUGAAACAAUUUUAGAUAUUUUAUAUUAAUUUAAAUAUUUAGUCAAGAAUAUCUUUUCUUUAUUUGUUUUGUAUUCAGUUUUUUUUAUUGUGGAUUAAAUGAUAUAUAUAAUGUUUCUUAAGAUAUUAAAAUCAUAAUCAUUGAAACUAGAGAAUUGUGACAUUUUGCUGUUUGUUGAACAUAUUAAGUUAAAUAUAUAUUUAAAACAUACUUAUAAAUACAUAAUGAAUAUAAUGUUUAUUUUUGAUAUUUUCACUUUUUCUUUAGCGUGAACAAAGCUGUUUCUCUCAUCUAGAAUCAUCUAUUUAAUUUUUCUUUUAAUUUUAUAUAAAAAUUAGAUCUGGAUUUGUUGCUAAACAUUGUUUUAGAAAACAGUGUUGCUAACAUUGUUUUACAAAGCAAUGUUUUUCAAGCUCAUGUUCAUAUUUUUUUUCCAGUAAUGUGCAAGUGUUUUACUGUUUGUAAUUUAUGAAAUUUUCUUAUUGAAGAAGGGUAAAAAUUUCAUCUUUGAUUGUAAACUGUUAUGUAAAUUUAUGACUCUUGUGAAAUAAAAGUACUUUAUGAAAGAGCG
This is a messenger RNA of Stegodyphus dumicola, 3169 nucleotides long. RefSeq names its product V-type proton ATPase catalytic subunit A. Lineage: Eukaryota; Metazoa; Arthropoda; Arachnida; Araneae; Eresidae. Gene Ontology annotation, cellular component: proton-transporting V-type ATPase, V1 domain; lysosomal membrane. Gene Ontology annotation, molecular function: ATP binding; proton-transporting ATPase activity, rotational mechanism; ATP hydrolysis activity. Gene Ontology annotation, biological process: ATP metabolic process; proton transmembrane transport. The record is from RefSeq and is a predicted model, not a curated record.